Messenger RNA from Myzus persicae (green peach aphid), 2450 nucleotides. RefSeq lists its product as uncharacterized. The record is from RefSeq and is a predicted model, not a curated record. Lineage: Eukaryota; Metazoa; Arthropoda; Insecta; Hemiptera; Aphididae. The transcript is spliced from 3 exons. The coding region runs from base 185 to 934 and encodes 249 amino acids.
GUUUGCAAAAAGAAAAAAAAUUUUGGAAACGAAUAUUUUUGAAUUAUUUCAAAAUAUUCCAACCAAAUUAAUUCAAGGAGGCAAUUCAAUCAAAUUGAAUCAUCGUUGGAAGUCUGAUCAACUAUCAACAACUCCGCAAGAGAAUCCUGUCAGCAACAUCGAUUACGUUCCAAGUCAAAAUUACAUGGAGGUACCAACUACACAUACCAUGAAUCAAGUAUCAGCUGCAUUGGUAAAGGACGCGCAUAAGUUCAUUAUAAUGGAUUUGGAAUUUUCCAUGAUUCAUAAAACUAGUAUGGUGCUAAUAUCGGGAGCUAUAUCAAACAGUCUGGACCGUUUUAAAAUCAGAAAAUUAGAGGGUCGACCAUUGUAUCUACCAGUGAAUGAAGAGGUCAGACCUAUGAGAGACCAAGAACUUCUGGUAGCACAAAGGGAGAUUAAACGCAUUUUCAGUUGUAAAACGGAACUGAGAGACGCUUGCCUAGACCAAUUAGAAAAAAGUCUAAAAGCAGAAGUUAAUAGCUUAAAUGUAAACUAUAUAACAAAUUAUAUAUUAAGGGACAAUAAAAUUAAUGUGAUAGUAGUAUGGAAUUGCAGUUCAGAUAAAAAUAUUCUAAAAAGGUUAGGUAUAGUUCAAUUUCCGAUAUUAAAUAUCACUUGCUAUGAUAAAUAUUUUAAUAAAAAUUUUACAAUAAUAUUAGAAAAAUUAGAGAACAAACAGGUACUAUUUGAAUUAGAGAUAGGAUAUUUUGACAAAAGGGGAAGAUUAAUGAACCUGGAGGAAACACACAAUAAAAUAUGUCAUAAAAAACAUAAAUUAACACAUGCUCAUGAUCCUCGCACACACGUUAUUUAUAUGAAGUGUAUAUUUGACUAUGUGAUCAGGAAAUAUAAGUACGAGAAUUUGGCUCAACAUUUUAAAAAAUAUACCUAAUAAUAAUAAAAAAAAAAAUUAAUAAACAAAUAAAUAAAUAAAAAUAAAUAAUCAGUAUAAUAACAUUUAUCUUAUAGGAUACAAUAAACAUGGAAAGAGCAAUCAAUUGUUACAAGAAAUUAAUAUAAACUUAGCAACACAAAUACAUAUCAAUCUAGAACAAGGGGAAUGGUUUAAUUUUACGGAGUGUUUCGAUAUACACAUAAUAACUGCAAAUAAUUCUAUCUUAAUGCCAUAUGAGAAUACAGAGAUUCGAGAAAUAAUGACAAAUAUAAAAAGAUUUUUAAUUGACAUGGUAAUUGAUCGAGAUUUAACAAACCCAAUUUGUAUGGAUUUAGCUAGGUAUAUAAAUAAAAUACCCAAUGCUUUAGAUUUAUUAUAUUAUUAUCGAUAAAUUGUUUGACUUCGUUUUGCUUAUGUACAUACACUGUAAGUUGUCGAGUGGUGUGGAUAUGCAAACGAUUAAAAAAAUAAUAAAUUAUAAAUACCAUGUGCUAUUACAAUAUACUGGACAUAACUGAGACAUAACUUAUUGUAAAGUUUAAAGUUUAGAAAUUUUUAGUUUAAGUUUAAAAUGUAUUAUUGGAUUGUUUAUAAUUAUUAUUAUAAUAAAAAUUAUUAAAAAAAAAAAAAAUGUAUGAAUACUUAUAAACUAUUAUGCUAACUAACCAAUUAAGAAUAAGAUUAUUUUUAUUGUAUUUAAUGAAAACAAUUUGUUGUAAACUAACACAAAUUUUAUAAUUACUAAUCAAAUAUUUUAAAUGUAUCUAAAUAAAUAAUAUUGUAAUCAUUAACCCUUUGACUUAACUGAUCUAGUCAACUAAAUAUGAAUGUUCUAGUCAACUAAGUUAGUCAAAUUUAUAUAUAUUUAUUCAAUUAUGUAAUUGUCACUGUAAGACAAAUUAUUAACCUUUAUGUAUACAAAAAGUUUUUAAGAUUUUGUAGUUCUACAAAAAGUAGCCCUACAAAACCUUUUUUUUAGUGGGGAGGUGUAGCGAGCUGUGACUAUGUUUAAAUAUUAUGAAUAAUCACUCCAGUGAGUCCCUCGGGUAGUUUUAAAUAAAUAUACAUAUGUAUAUAUAUUAGUUGCAGGAGGCCUACGAAGUAUCAUCAAUAUUUGCGCGUGACCUCCAAACGUAUGUGUUCAUAGAUAUAUCACUUCUCAUAUGAAUAUUAUGUAGUAUAUAUUAUAGUUCACAUUAAAAGAAUUAACAGCGUUGUGUAGACACAGAAAUGACAACGACCAGAUAGGCAAGGGACAUCCGGCGAUAUGACCUUAUAUGGUAAAAGUAGUAGGGUACUAAGCAGGGAUACGAUCCAAGUAUAGCCAUCAUAAUACGUCGCUCGAAUGGGCUUCGGCAAACGGACCAACACCAACGACAAGCUAGGAGCUAGGAUAUGACAGUCACAUCUCGUUAGUCUUCAUUAUUUAAAAUAGUCAAUUUGGACUUAGUAAAUUUAUUGUGUUUUUGUAUUAAUUAAAUAAAAAGUAUUCAAUUUAUAAAAGAAAAAUAAA